GGAAGAUGGCGGUCGAAGAAGAAGAAACCUGAACUUCUUCCCAUUUUCUUUCCUUAAUUGUCACAUUUCAACUUCGUAUGACAAAGGAUACACCGUUUUCAACAGGAGUAAAAUCUUACCAGGGAUGAUUUUAACAAUCUUUAGGUUAUUUUGUCGUAAAAAGCGCGUGUACAAACAGAGAUGAUUUCGCAAGAUUUGACCGGCUCACAAAACUUUAUACCAUGAACGAGAAGUUCUUUAAUUUUCAUUCGUAGCUUGCAUUGUAAAAACAGCGAAAAUAAACACUCAGAGAUAGAGAGGACAUUGUCACUUGGACAGCAAGGUAAGAAAACCGCAUUUCUUCUCAGAGGCCUGACCGGCCACAAUGAAUUUACAUUGUACUCUGGCUCAGUUACUUAAUAAUCAGCCCCGGCCACAAAAAGCUUAAUUUUACCUCCUUUAGCUGCUUCCAUUUUUUUAAUUUUAGGUUUUUCCUUCGUGCAGCAAUUACUAAUACCAGGUAAAAUGACUCUAGAGUUAAAAUUUGAGGAAUAAAUCCAUUUAAAAAUUACUUAGAAAUUUUGAUGGGACGUCUUAGCAACAAUACUUUUAAGUAAAUUUACUCACUUUACCUCUGAAAUGUUAUUUCCCGAGUUAAGACUUAAAUAUCUCUGUUGGAAAAUAGAAAUUAUAUGCUUAAGCUGGUGUUGCAGCUACAUAUAGAAGAAGUGCAACAAAUGAGGUUAUCUUGUAUUUCGCUGAGUGCCCAUCUCUAACAAUGCAAACUCUGGAUGUCCCAAAUCAGUCCAUUCUAUGCCCAAAAUGCCAGAUGGAACCACUCUUCCAAAUGAGCCACUUUCCACUUCUUCUUUAGAAUAUCCAUAGCAAUCUGAGGCACUUUUAUCAUGGUUUUUAGUUGGUUGUACAUGUAAGCGUUAAUCCAUCCUGUCCAACCUCACUAGCCUCACAAGAAUCUUGAUAAGAAUAAGGUAGAGUUUCAAGAAAGAAGAAGAAGAAUCUUCUUUAUUCCUCAUAAUGGCAAAAAAGCAUGUGUAACCAGCCUUUGUUGAAAGGUGGAAGAAAGUUACUUGAAUAAUAUAAUGAUUUUUUUGGUUUUGAUAAAAUUAUUACUUCCUGAUUGAGAGAUUUGUUCUUUAUAUAGGAUUUUGUUCUCCUUACUGGUAGCUUCCCCCGCAGAUGUUCUUUUGGCUCAUUUCGUAAUUGUCCCCACGAAUGGCAGGAACGCGUGACAAACCUCUAACAACAUUUGCAUGGGAGGCUACCUUACUGGAGACUUAUAGCAGAUAUAUUCUCAAUAAUGGUACACUUGGCUAAAUCUGGGAGAGUUUCACUGUUAGAUGUGUUAAAGCGAUCACCAGUAUGUUUACACCUUGUUAGUCUCCUGAGAAGCCAUUUGUGGGAUUGUCACACAAUGCUCCUCCCCUCAACAUUUAGGAGCAUUGAGUGAUGACCCUGGUUUCGCACUAGUGACAUGUUCUUGUUGUUCAGAGGUGUUGUUAGACCCUCUUCUUGUGUUUGUGUAUGCUACCCUGUUUGGACAACCCAGUUGAGUGAUAUCAGUGGGUUUUUUUUUUAACUAUGAGUACAAACAUUUGUAGCUGUUUCUAGAAAUUAGUGCAGUGGAGAAACACAAACUCUCCCAAAGGAUAGUAAUGUUUGUAGAAGGGACAGGGAUAAGGGGAUUAGAGUCAUUCUCUGCUUAUAUGAAACUACACCAACAGCAACAUUAUUAUUUUGUUGUUCUUUGUACUUAAGCAGCUCAUGGUAACCUUGAAAAGAAUACCCAUGUUUUAAUUACAUAAUGAACAAAAGUAAAAAAAACUAACAAAAGAAAAAAAACAUAACACCUGCUUAUAUCUGAAUUGUUAUGAAAUAACUUAAUUACAUCGGCCUAGUUUUGCUCUCAGAUUUGGACCCGUGAGAUUACAGUACGGUUUUCUGCUAAAUGAAUACUCUUGAUAGUUGGGAUAAAAAUGCACCAUAGAUAAAUGUCACAGAUAUUCUUCUCAACUUGGGAUAGUAGUCUGAUAACUCUCAUAUUUCUUAGUAAAAAAGGUUUUAUUUUUCCUUUUAUUUUGGUAUAAAAUUUUAAUCAUAACCACAACAUGGUAUUGUUGAAAAACUCAAAAGCUCAGCGUGAAAAAAUAAAUCCUAAGUAUAUUUUUUGGAACUUUUUUGUUUCGAACCGUAGUUAUUUAUGUAUAACAUAUUUUUAGUUGACAAAUUAAAUUUUGUGAACUUUUUAAGUAGAUUAAUCUUGACUGAUGUUUCGUGUUUGUUAUGACAACCAUGAAAUGGUGUAAAUAAUAAAUUGAAAGUCCAAGUAUUUUUUAAUCUACUUGAAAUAAAUCAACUUAUAAUGCAUUUAAAUGUAGUUCUUUACACAGUGAAAAAUGGCUGUUCUUUAUUUUUUGCAUUUUCCUCAACUAUAUGUAAGGUGGGGAAAUGAUCCGGCUGUGCUGUGGUGUGUAUUAUAAAGGCUUGACUGUACUACAGUGAAUAUUAAUUUUACGUGUUGAGAUUUUCAUUGUUCAUUUAUUAAAAUUGAGGAGAUUUUAGAAAUUUGAACUGUUUGCAGUUUGAUUUAACCAGAUUUUAAUUCAUAAUGCUUUAUUUUUUAAUAGCCCUAGAUCAACAUGGCUGAAGCAGUUAAAGUUAUCGUACGCUGUAGACCUCUCAACCGGCGUGAAAAGGACCUCAACUGUGAAGUUGUGGUACAAAUGGACUCAUCCUCUGGACAAUGCGCAUUAUCCAAACCUGGUGAAAAAUCACAGCCUCCCAAAACAUUCACAUUCGACGGUGCAUUUUAUAUGGACUCUACAACUGAAACUAUCUACAAUGACAUCUGUUUCCCAUUGGUUGAUGGUGUAUUGGAAGGUUACAAUGGUACUGUAUUUGCAUAUGGCCAGACAGGUUGUGGAAAGUCAUUUAGUAUGCAAGGAAUCACUGAUCCACCAACACAGAGAGGUGUAAUCCCGCGUGCAUUUGAACAUAUAUUUGACGCAAUUCAAGUUGCUGAGAAUGCAAAGUUCUUGGUGCAUGCUUCAUACUUGGAAAUUUAUAAUGAGGAAAUAAGGGAUCUCCUAGGGAAGGAUCAUAAACACAAGUUAGAGCUAAAGGAACAUCCCGAGAGAGGAGUCUACGUUAAGGACCUGACAAUGCACCCUGUACACAGCGUAGCAGAGAUGGAGAAAGUCAUGGAUCUGGGAGGUAAAAACCGAUCGGUGGGUGCCACACUCAUGAAUGCGGAUUCGUCAAGAUCCCAUUCAAUAUUCACCAUCAAUAUUGAAAUCAUGGAGGCUGGUAAUGAGAGUGGCGAGCAUAUCAGAGCAGGGAAGCUUAACCUAGUGGACUUGGCAGGAAGUGAAAGGCAGGCAAAAACUGGUGCUACUGGUGACCGACUCAAAGAAGCCACAAAAAUUAAUCUGUCACUUUCUGCCUUGGGAAAUGUUAUAUCGGCAUUAGUUGAUGGAAAGUCAAGUCACAUCCCUUACCGUGAUUCCAAGUUAACCAGACUGCUUCAGGUAAAUACAUGUAAAAGUCACUGUACAGGCAUUGAAAAUUUGCUAAUUCAUCUAUUUAAGUGACUAAGCUGGCAGUAUUUCAGUUGAAGUGUAUAAGAGGAGCACCAGACUAAAGUGGAUGCCUAUUAAAAAAAGCAGGGUUGGACUUGAAAAGCACUCUAGCAACAAAACCUGACACCUUUCUGGUUCCUUUGGUCGCAGUUAUGUCAAUCUUUUCCUUGGUAGUUAAUGAAAUGCGUGCUUGUGGAAUGUCCAAAGUGAAAGAGAAAACAAUAAUAUGGCUAAUUCCAUGAAUGCUCCUAACCUUGAUAAUCAAACUUGAAUAUUCUAGUCUAAGAUUUUAGUCUUGUAGCUUUUGACUGUAUUGCACAGUCUUCAUCUGCAAUAAAUGCUCAGUAUUGUCACAGGAAUUAGUCAUGUGACAACAAAUGAUUAAAAAUUGCAGAAAAUUGUGGGAAGCAACCCCUUAUCUCUGAUCUCUCAUCUCUUUUUGCUGAUGAAAACUGUAUGAUACAUUCAAAAGCUACAAGAAGAAAAUCUUAGACUUUAAGACUAGAAUAUUAUUAAUUUUUUCAAUAACCUGGCUGUCCUCUGGGAGAGCAUCCAAUGGCCCCAGGUGACUUACUUAAUUCAGCUUUAGGAAAUCUAAGUUUUUGCAAUGAUUGCAAAAACUUAGCUAUUUUAUUAUAAUACUGAACACCCCUGCAAUGAUGGAUAUUACAAUUAAGUUUUAAGUUGAGUAGAUUAAGGCAUGGCUAUGCGAGCAUGUUGUUUCCCAAGACAAGAAACCCUCCUUAACCUGUUUAGAGUGGGUGCGAGUUCAAGGUGCGUUGUAAUCUCUCGCAGGGUGAGUAGCCUGUGCAUUACCUAGUUACUAUGUACCUAUUGACAAAUUUUUUUAGGAUUCCUUGGGUGGCAACACCAAGACACUGAUGGUUGCAUGUCUGAGUCCAGCAGACAACAACUAUGACGAGACGCUGAGUACACUGCGAUAUGCAAAUCGUGCGAAAAACAUCAAGAACAAACCCAAGAUUAAUGAAGACCCAAAAGAUGCACUGUUGAGGCAGUAUCAAGAGGAGAUUCAGAAAUUAAAAGCUAUGCUGAUGGGGCAGAUGGAAGUUCCAGCUGAUUUAACGACAUCAGGUAUAAAAAUCACCUGUGACGUAUUGUAAUGUAAUUUUCUUAUGAUAUGUAGUGUAAUUUGUGUACCUAUGAAACAUACUGGAGCUUUGAAGAACUAUUUUGAACGUGGAAUUUGAAUUUGAAUUUGAAUUUGGAAGUGUUUAUACUUUUUGAGAGGAAGGAAAAACCGGACUCAAUAACCAACUCACAUAAGUAUGAUAUUGAUGGUGGCAAUUGAACCUAGACCACCUUGCUGGGAAGUAAUGCCUCUAAUCACUGUGCCAGUGGUCCUUACUCCCCUGGUUCAGAACAACAACCAGUACGAGUUUCCAUUGUUGAACUUCACAAGUAAUGUUUGGUAUACAUAUUUUCACUGAAAUUUUGCCCCUUGCACAUUGCACUGCCUUCAUUUGAUUUAAAAUUAACAGCUAUCUUCUGGAAAGGAAAUGGAAAAUAUGUCGGGCUAGCUGUGGCUGCAGUACUUAGUAUGUAGAACUUGAUAGCUAAUCACGUCCUUAUGACCACAGGGGGCCCAUCUGCUGUCACAGUCCAGCCUAAAGCAGCACAUAUUCAGGCAACCCACUCUCAGGAUCACUCAACAAUAGUUGCCAUGGAAACUGAUAAGCUAAGGAAGGAGUAUGAAUCGAAGCUGGCAGAAAUGAAAGAGUCUUAUGAAGCAGAACUGAUGUCAAAACAGAAACUGCAGGAAGAGAUGGAACGGUUGAAGAAUGACUAUAACAAGAAAGUUCAUAAUGUUGAGGAGCAGUAUGCUGGUGGUGGCGGUGGCGGUAACUCAGUGGGAGUGGGGAUGGGCGCACUGCCUGCAGACAGUGCGAUCAGCAUAAUUGCCUUGGCUAAUGAUGCGGUAAGUUUGAAAAAGGUCACCGAAAUCACAUUUAUAGCUUUACUGCAUUAGCAGUAAUUGGCGACAAAACUAGGUCGGUUUUUAGGUUACACUUUCUAUCUCUGUUAACGAAAAAUGAUGCAAGUGCCGAAUGCCUUAUUUCUGUUAAUUCUUGCGAGCAAAGUGGACAAGUGUUUGUUUGGUUCACUGGGAGCCAUUUCCAGUCUCUAAGUUCAAAUACGAUCCAACCUUUAUUUAAAUACCUAGCCUGUUCCAGGCUCUCAGAUAGUAGGGAAGACGCGGGCCCGACUAUCUCCGAGCAUGCGUUCGUAUGACAGACGAUAGCUUGCGAGCAGGACGAGCACAAGGCUGUCUGGUUUGGUUUCCCUCUCUAUUUUUCUUUGCGUUGAUUUUUUUCCAUUUCAUUUUAGCAGGAUCAGAAGACAUCGCAUCUUCCUGGUUCAAACGCGGCGCUUAACGCGAUCACAGGGCCGUUACAAGCGUUGCAAGAUUCAGGCCAAGAACAGAGUGUGUUACAGACAGUACAGGAUAAAGCAAAGAAAGGUGUACAGGACAUAAAGAAUCUCGUGCCUGGCUUAGAAGAUCUGCGUUUCUUAAGUCAAGGUCUUCCCACUGAUGCUUUAGUGAAACGUCUGCAAGAACUGCAGGAAAAUUUUGUGGGUGGAGAGAAAAAAAAUGAUCAGAAAUUGAAAGAAAAGAGGAAAGCGAAGAAAAACUAUGCUUUGACACAAAGAGAGAAGCUAGCGAAGGCAGCAAGGAAAAUGGAAGACGAUGGAAUUAUGGUCAAGGUUUAUGACAAUUUACAAGACGAAAUCAAGGUAAAGAGUAAGAAGAUUGAUCAGAUGGAAGGACAGUUGAAAUCCGCGCAGUCUGAGAUUGAUGACCUUCAAACUGAAUUUGAGCGCGAUCGGGAAGAUUACUUGGAAACGAUUCGUAAGCAAGAGCAAAUGAUCAAACUUCAGCAGCAGAUCAUGGAUAAGAUUCAGCCGUGCAUUCGGCGGGACUGUAAUUAUUAUAACAUUGACAAGAUUCGUUCGGAGAGCAGCUGGGACGAAGACUCCGGCAAAUGGAACAUACCGGAGUUAGUUAUUACAAAAACAACACUUCCUACCCCUGGUAUUAUGCCGGGUGCAAACUCCCGGGGACCCAAAUCACCCGGUAUCAACAGACCCCAGAUUAACAACCAGGGACAGGCCAUCAAUGGGCACUUAGGUGGGUACCCUGAGGAGCCAACUGAGGAUCGCUUCCUUCAACAUUUGUCCAGAAGCUCGAAUGAAGAUUACGUGUCGAGCUAUUUUAAGCCGAAAAGAGCGGAUAGGCUGUUGGCUGAGAACACAAGAAUAGACAGAUAUGAUAGACGAGAGUCUUCAUCUCCCUCAGGAGGAUCACGCGCUUCGCUUGGCUUCCCUUCCAACGGGGCUUCGACUGGGGGACUUAACAAUAAUGGACCUGCCCCUGGGAAUGUGGGAAGUAUGGGGAAUUUGGCCGGCAUGUCUCCUAUGGGAAGACCAGUUAGGCUGGAAUCCCUUCAAAUGCCGGGAGAAAAAGAGAAGAAGAGAAAGAAGCAUAAAAAUUUAGAGGAUAAAAGAAAAGAUGAGUGGUAAUCAGAAAUCCCCGAAUAUUCUUUUCUUCCGUGGACAAGUUAGGAAAGAUCUAAAGUUAUUUUGUACGUACAAAAAGCGUAGAGUCAUAUUACCACUUUAAUGGAAGCUGUUACUUUGCUUUCUCGUGGUAAAUUUAGCGAUUUAUUUCUCUGAAAAUGGGCAAAUCUCUUAGGCUUAUAAUUAACUAAUUAUGAUACGUUUGGUAGUUAUUUUAAGACCCGGCUGCUUAGUUAGAAUUUACACGUAGUGUAUACGAAGAACUAGUCCUUCAGACUGGUUCACCCUUUCCUCAUGAGAAGAAGCCCAGUGCUGUAACCAGCCUUUUUAAAGGGCUGUGUUGGAAAUUGCUAAAUAGUCAAGGGAGGCUUACAAACUAUACCGUUAGGAAACCUCAUAGCCCUCCUCACGGGGAAUAACACUCUAACGGACCAACUCGAAAUAGUUUUUACAUCUCUUCACAGGACUAAUGUACCGUAUAUUUUGUGAUUCCAUUUUGUGCAUAGCCUGAUCUUCAGGCUUUUCUAUAGAGAAGGGGAGGAGAGAACGAUACCGGAAGAAAGAUUCCCUCCCUCUCCCUCUCUUAAAAGUCUCGUCAUAUUCAUCCUUAAGGAAGGCCCGAUACUCAAGCUAUUUUAUCCUUAGUGCAUUCUUUCCUUUCUAUAUAUUUAUGAUAAUGUUUGAUAAAGAGUGAACUGAUACAUGAGAUGAAUUUUAAAUACUACAACAAAUUUGCACCUAUACAAUUAACGAUUGAAAGAUAGAACCACAACCGUCAUAAUGUAUGAAAUGUAUAUAGGUAAAAAUACAAUGGCAUGAAAUUCUGGUGGUUCUACGCGCGAUGUGGCUUGCGCGUUUGUGUAGUUUAUUUUUGUUUGUCAAUAGGUUAUAACAGUUUUAGUUAUUGGAGAGAAACAACUGUUCUAGUUAGUUAAUGUAGAUAGAGGAGCUCCAUGUAGUUUAUUUGUGAGUGUACGCAAGUAACAACUGUUUACAUAAAAGAUAAGGGGGUAUUGUUGCUUUUUCUUGUCUCCACUUUUCGUACUCGUGAUCUGUGCUAACGGCCGUCCUCUGAUGUGGAAUCUUUCCAGAGCAUUGCCUAGUAGGAUUGGCUUUUACUCUCGCGCGAUAUUUGUGAAGGUCCAGAAAAAUGUCCACGGAGCAUUGGUAUUUUCAAGGAUGUGAGAAAAUGUCUGUAAAUUUUCUUUGUACACUGCUGCCCCUGUACUCUUAAGAGUUUUUCGAAUUCCAACCUCGUUCGCGAAAAAUAACUUUGGAAACGAAGACAUCAUUCUGGUUGCUAGUUUGAAUUUGUUGAGGCGUGCAUUCUUUUUCACCAGCAAGUGAACUGCCUGUUUAGACCGCGAGCGGUCGUAAAGACGGCUCGCCUUCUCGUAAGUUAGUUUCGCGCACUAUAUUCUUUCAAGAGACUGCUUGUGGGCGAAAGCCUGCUUGACCAGAUUUCGCUUUCAGCUCACGCAAAAGAUAUCUGAGGACGGGUUUCUAUACUGUGUACUUGUUUUCAGCCGUUGCCAUUUGCUGACCUGGAAAUGUAUGAGUAUAACUGAUGAAGUUUCUGUUCAUGUCGAGUUUAAAUACAUCGAUUUUCAGCAGUGAAGCGUACUUCAAGCACAUAUUGAGAGCUAAAAAACACAAGAGAAAAAGAGGAGUGAUAUUGCAAACAGGCUGUUUUUAAUCUUGCAGUUGUACAGACACAAAUAUGAUCAAGAGUUGUAACUUCUGUAUUUUAAAUGUAUAUUUAUAAUUUAUGUCGUAUUUAAUUCCCAUACGUGGGGCGAAAAAGAACAGAUGGAGUAAAAAGUUUCUGUAGGUGUUCUUCCUGCCUAGUGUAAAAUGCAUGUAGCGUUGUAGCUUGGGAGUUGCCAAAUAAAAUGUACAUGUAUGUCAU
Messenger RNA from Porites lobata, 9021 nucleotides. NCBI's taxonomy places the organism in Eukaryota, Metazoa, Cnidaria, Anthozoa, Scleractinia, Poritidae. The record is from the annotation of a GenBank genome assembly.